AUGGACAAGACCAAAAUAGACGUGGUCAAAGGCGCCAUCAGCAACGCGCUGUACGACUCGUCGAAACCGUGGGACCGGCUGUUCGGAUGGGCCGAGUCCCGCACCGGCAUACCGCGGUUCAAGCUGCUGAUCGUCUCCAUCGCCUUGGUCUCGCUGUACAUGCUGGUCGGCCACGGGCAGACGACCCUGAGCAACGUGCUGGGGUUCGCCUAUCCCGGUUACCAGACUUUCAAGCUGAUCGAAUCGCCGUCGAAUAGCGGCCGCGAGUCGCCGAGCGCCUACACAAAGUGGCUGAGCUACUGGCUGCUGUACGCGUCGGUUUUGAUAUUCGAAUCGCCCCUCAGCGGCUUGCUCCAGAUGAUACCGCUGUACUUCUUGCUCAAGACGUUGUUCUUCGCCUGGUGCUACUUGCCCAUCCGCAACAACGGCACCGCCAUCGUGUACGAGUCGCUGAUCCGACGGUUGGGCAGACCGACGUUACGCAACUACGACGACUGA
This is a messenger RNA of Adelges cooleyi (spruce gall adelgid), 498 nucleotides long. Its product is annotated as receptor expression-enhancing protein 5-like. NCBI's taxonomy places the organism in Eukaryota, Metazoa, Arthropoda, Insecta, Hemiptera, Adelgidae. The coding region runs from base 1 to 498 and encodes 165 amino acids. The transcript has a single exon. The record is from RefSeq and is a predicted model, not a curated record.